AUGCUUUCAAUAGAGCAACGGUACAAUAUCUGCCUGAUGGCGGAAAGGCACCCCAGGUGGACGCAGUUGGAGCUAGCAAAGUGGGCGUAUGAUACCUUCCAGUUGGAUAAAGUGCCCUCGCAGGGUACUAUAUCGCGGUUGCUGUCGAGGAAGUCGACGUAUAUGAAUUGCAAAGAGCACGAAAGAGAUGCCACGAGGCUGCGGACGCCGAAUAAUCUGCUUGUGCGCCGUAUUAUUCAGGAAUGGAUUUCUCAGAGUUUAUGGAACGGUAUCCCCAUCACAUCACCGAUUAUCCAAGAGACGGCCCACUCCGUGUGGCAGCGGAUACCACCGGAGUUUAGAGAAGGUAAUGGCUCCUUCAGUUACAAAUGGAUAACAAAUUUCCUUGCGAAGAUGGACGUCAACAUUUCUGCUCUAGAUGAAGAAUUGCCGAAGACGCCAAAAGUAUGGACAUUUGAAGAGAGAAGCGCAUUAAAGGAUCUUUUUGCUAAAGUUCCGCCAAAGGAUCUCUUCACACUAGAUGAAACAUUUAUCGCUUACAACUUGCCCUUGGACUAUGCUCAGUAUGAGGCGAGUAGGAUACAGAGAAAAAUAGAAGUAGCCACAGUUAUGCUUUGCUCGAACCUAGAUGGUUCAGAAAAGAUUAAGCCAAUGGUUGUAGGAAGAUACAAUAGUUAUAAGAGUUUUAGAAAUUAUUUUCCAUCAGAACCUAUAGAUCCAGUAUCACAGUCGAUGCUGGGCCAGAAAAUGGCAGAGAAGUUUAAUGUUACGUAUCACAGUAAUAGGAAAUCAUGGCUGACUAGUAACUUAUUCCAUAACUGGCUGGCACAAUGGGAUAAAAGAUUAGGCGCUUACAACAGGAAAAUUUGGAUUGUGCUCGACGAUUCGUGCUCUCACAGAAUUGUAAAUGUGCACCUCAAGAACAUUAAUCUGGUAUAUACGUCGGCUAAUUCAAGAUUUUUACCUUUUAAUUGGGGUGUAUUAGACGAGUUUAAAACAAGAUAUAGAAUUCAGCAAUAUCAAGCUCUGAUAGAGCUACAACGACGGUUGGAAAGCAAACUAAAAUCAAAAGAAAUAUUGAUAUCAUUCGAACAAAGUCAACUUACAAUGUCCAACGCAUUUAAGUUCAUCAGUCGAGCGUGGUCAGAUAUUCCAGUUGAUACCAUAAAAGCUAACUGGAAAAGUUCAGGACUCCUGCCAAAUGAUAUGAUAAAACUAAAUGAAACUGUAAGUAUGGCAUUCAAAAAAAAUGAAGCUCUUGAAGCGAAACUAGAGAAACUCUGUAACGAAUAUCACUGUGAGAAGAAAUGGGAUUAUGAGAUGCUUCUGGACUUAAAUAUAGAAAAUAAGAAUACCAACUUUCUGAGUACGGAAGAAUUGGUAGAAAGUGCCAUAAUUGAAAACUAUGAACCUGAUGGCGUCGACAACGAUGCUCAGCCAUCUACUAAUGAAUUCAAUGCACAGCUACCUGAAUCAGAAAACACAAAACAGUUCAUUGAGGGGCAAAAUGGAUACACUCACUUGGAGAGUAGGAAGAACUCGUUGAACAUCGGUGAUCCAAAGAGUAACUACAAUAGUGAUUUCCUGAACCUUAUCACCAGUGGUUACCAUGCCAACCAGAAUUCUACCUCCUCUAAUAAUGAUGCAUUCACUCAGACAAACAUCUUUGAUGUGAGUACUCUGAUUGAUAAAUCUAACAUAUUUAUGGACGCGAAUGAUGAUAAUAUAGACUUUAACAAUGUUAAUGUUGAUUUGCCGCUAGGUAAUGAAGAAUAUCUGAACGAUUUGUUUCCUCAAUCGAUUGAUGUUUCACAUACUACUACGAAGCCUAUUGAUAUACAUGACAAUAGUGCUAUAAUUGAACAAACAUUUGAUGAUUUAACUACUGGUAAAACAGAUCGUACAAAUUCUGUUGAACAUGAUGAUAGUACUAACCAAUUGGAUAACAAUGUUCAACAGAUUUUGGAUUUUUACGGGACCAGUCCGGAAUCUCAUACAUCUUCAAAUGGCUUAAAAAGCGUGCAAACAUCAGACUCUUCAAGUCCUUUGGACACAAUCCAAGAAGGAAAUUCAUUAAAGACGGACAUAGAAAUUGCUAGCUCUUUACAGGUACUAUUGAAGCAUAUUAAUCACAAUACUUUAAAGUUUAAUAAAAGAACUGUUAAACAGCUUUCAAAUACUUAUCAAGAGCUGGUUAAAAAGGUAAAGAAAAAUCAAAACCAGCAAAAACAAAAGCCCGAACAGUUCAAAUUUGAGGAUAUUUUUUUCAAUAAUUCAAACUCUGAUAAUCCAACUACAAAUGAAUCUAACUAUGAUCUCGCAUUGGAGAAAACCAACGGCGGAACCUCACAAUUUCAGGUUAAGGAAGUGGAUCCCUUUUUUUAG
This is a messenger RNA of Nakaseomyces glabratus, 2385 nucleotides long. It is a transcript of the gene PDC2, whose product is annotated as Pdc2p. NCBI's taxonomy places the organism in Eukaryota, Fungi, Ascomycota, Saccharomycetes, Saccharomycetales, Saccharomycetaceae. Gene Ontology annotation, cellular component: nucleus. Gene Ontology annotation, molecular function: DNA binding. The record is from RefSeq and is a predicted model, not a curated record.